Messenger RNA from Linum trigynum, 2825 nucleotides. The record is from the annotation of a GenBank genome assembly. NCBI's taxonomy places the organism in Eukaryota, Viridiplantae, Streptophyta, Magnoliopsida, Malpighiales, Linaceae.
ACCUAAUUCUAUUAAAUGACUACUAACCUUAUUGAUAAUUACCCUAUUAAUAAUUAUAGUAAUAAAUAGAGAAACCCUACAGAAAUCGGUUUCUAACAUAGUAGGAGUACCAGUGGACAUGUUGUCUUUCUUGCGGGAGGUGUCAUUUCCUUGGUCUCAAAGAAAUAACUUGUGGUUACUCUUUCUACAACAGUGGCUGAAUUCAUGGUUGCUGAAUAUUGUGUUGCACAUUGUAUCUGGUUGAAAAGAAUUAUGGAAAGUAUGGGAUGGAACACUAGUGUGAUUCGCAGUACAAUGAUUUUAUGUGAUAAUAGCUCAACUAUCAAGCUAUCCAAGAACCCAAUACUACAUGGAAGGAGCAACCACAUUGAUGUUAGAUUUCACUUUAUAAGGGAUCUGGCAAAGGAUGAAGUUAUUGAACUGGAAUACUGCAAUACUCAUUAACAGGUUACAAGCAUCAUGACCAAGGAUUUCAAGUUGGAGUCCUUUCAUAUUUAAAGAAUCUAGUUGAAGCCAUCAAUGCAGAAUGAAGAAGUGAGAAGAAGUGAAUUGAAACUUGUGAUACAACGAGCAUCAGUUCAUGGUGAUAAGGGCGAGACAUACUCGGCAACUACCUCUCCAUUUCCCCUCUCUCUUCGUUUAUGACUGUUGCUUUUCUGUUCUUCUGUUCCUAAGUUUGUGUUAGUGGAGAAUUAGCUUCCUUAGGAAUAGCUAUUAGUUGAGAGUCUCAUUGUAUAAAUUCACAUCAAUAACACAAACAUAACUCAGGUUUUCUGAGGCUCUUACAUGGUAUCAGAGCACAUUGCACUCUAGCGAGUCACUUCUUCUUCUUUUUCUUCUUUCUUCUCAAUCCUUCUUCUUCUUUCUUCAAAGCCAACAAUGGCCACCGACCCUUCCUCUGUUCGUCUUCCUCUGCUUCUGGCGAUUCCACUUCGCUGCCGGUUUCAUCCAUCUCCUUGCCAGCCAACCCACAGCUCACUGUCAAGCUCACCCCAACAAAUACUUAUUGUGGCAUGCCCAAAUCACUCCUCUUCUUUGCUGUCAUCAAUUGAUGGGCCAUGUUGACGGUUCUCUUCCUGCUCCACCACAAAUCGUCAAUGGCCAGCCCAAUCCCGCCUACUGGUCGUGGUAUGUGCGUGACCAGUAUGUGCUAACCUGGAUCAAUCUCUCGCUCUCCAAGGCCGUUCUGCCCAACGUCGUCAACAAAGCCACUGCUCUUGACGCUUGUUCCGCGUUGGCUACCAUUUACGCUUCGGGCUCUCCCGUCGUCAUCGGCCAGCUCCGCAAGGAUCUCUUUCGUCUCUCUCGCGGCAAUGAGACGAUUCAUGAAUAUCUCCACCGCGCAAAAGCAAUCUAUGACAAGAUGCUCGCUCUUGGCGCGACGGUCACCGAACAAGAGCUGGUGAUUGCUCUUCUGGAUGGACUCGACGAGGACUACCGUCCUUUCACUCGGAAUCUGGAGGUGCGUCUGGAACUCAUCACUUUUGAAAACGUGAGCAGCCUGCUUCUCAGUGAGGAGAUGCAGCUCCAACGAUUUCGAUCGGCGUCGGCUGCCUUGUCUUCCCCGCAGUCUUUUUAUUCCGAUCGAGGGGGCGGAACGGCAGCCGUUUCUCACGCGGUCGAGGCGGCCAAUUUGGGGGUCGGGGGUCAUUCCCCCAGCACCGUUUUUCUAACCCUUCUUUUGCAGGUGGACGGCCCAAUCAAGGUGGCCCAAGGCCUGUCUCAUCUGGGCUGCUGGGUGCUGGGCCUGCAGGCCGUUCACUUAUGCUCUGUCACAAUUGCGGGGGGAAGAGACAUGUACGAGCCCAUUGUCCAAGCCCCAUUAUUCAUGCCCAAUCCAAUUAUCACCCGGCCCAUCCUCAUAUCUUGCCCAAUCCUCUCACCCGGUCCAGUCAUCCCAACAGUGGCUCCUUGAUUCCGGCGCUAAUCAUCAUCUUACCGCCGAUUUGGGUAAUCUGCUUCAUCAUUCUGAAUAUAGUGGUCCUGAUCAAGUCACCUUUGGCAAUGGUAAAUGCCUUCCCAUCUCUCAUUCUGGUUCCUCUCAUGCUCAUCUCUCUAAUCAUUCCUAUGUUCUCGAUAAUAUGCUCCGCGUUCAACAUGCUCCUCAAAACCUUCUCUCUGUGAGCUCCUUGACUCGUUCUAAUCCUAUUUCCAUUGAAUUUGUUUAUACAUAUUUUGUGAUCAAGGAUCGCCGCAUGAAGGCUGAGCUCUAUCGUGGUUGUGCGCGGGAUGGACUCUACUCAUUGCCUCUCCAUAUCCAAAGUCGCACUCUUCCUCGUGUCUUCACUGCCUCUCUUGAUCUCUGGCAUCAACGGUUGGGACAUGAAAAUCUCUGGGCUGUUAAACAUCUUUUGUCUUCGAAUUCAUUAAAAUACCAUGAUAGUCCCGAUUCUUUGUGUCAUGGUUGUUCUGUUAGUAAAAUUCACAAACUACCAUUUCCUUCAUCCUCAUAUCGUGCUUCUGCACCAUUAGAACUUAUUUGUAGUGAUCUUUGGGGCCCCGCUCCUAUUCUCUCUUAUGAUCAUCAAUCUUAUUAUGUGUUAUUCUAUGAUCACUAUAGUAAGUUCAGCUGGGUGUAUUUUGUGCUAUAUAAAUCUCAACUCUUAAAUGUCUUCAUCCAAUUUCGUCAACUUGUUGAGAAAUUUUUUGGUCUCCCCAUCAAAACCUUUCAAUCUGAUUGGGGGGGGGGGUGAAUAUCAAGCCUUAUCUUCCUAUCUCGCCGCCAAUGGCAUUACUCAUCAUUCUUCUUGUCCCUAUACUCCCGAACAAAAUGGUUGUGCCGAGCGGAAACAUCGCCACAUUGUUAAUAAUGGUCUUGCUAUGCU